UCCGCGUCUUCCUCUCGCAUGGCUCCGACACCGAACCGCUUAACGCAACCCUCCGGUUUAGAGGAACGUAAUCCCAACUUGCGAACUUCGAAGUACCCCAACGAAGUUGUGCGUGGCUCAGCCGCCUUCGGAUCCCUUGACAGUCUGCUUCCAGACACGGCAAAUCGGGUAAAUUCAUUUGUCGUGUCAGCUGACGUGCACAACGUGAUUCCGGAACCAAUCGGGAUCUCAUCAGAGCUCAUUCGACGGCGACAGAACACUGCUCAGCCCCAUGAAUCCCCAAAACCCUCAACUUCCACUCCAAAUCAACCAAAUCUUCCUACCUGUUCACGAAAUGCCCCUCUCUUGUUUAGAGAUAGCAGCAAACAGUCCGUGAAUAUUUACUUUUAG
Messenger RNA from Dibothriocephalus latus, 390 nucleotides. Lineage: Eukaryota; Metazoa; Platyhelminthes; Cestoda; Diphyllobothriidea; Diphyllobothriidae. The record is from the annotation of a GenBank genome assembly.